CCGCCGCCGCCGCCUCCGCCCGCCGCCCGGGCCGCGUCGGGUAAACCUGUUUGGCGAGGCGGCCGCGCCGGGGCGAUCGUGCGGCCCGCGGCUCCCUCGCGGCUCGCGGCGUCGGGGCCCGUGGCGCGCGCGCGGCCGCCCCUCGGCCCCGGAGCCCUUCGGCGGCGCCACCAUGUACUCGGGAGCCGGCCCCGUGCUCGCGCCUCCGGCGCCGCCGCCGCCCCCCAUCCAAGGAUAUGCCUUCAAGCCUCCGCCCAGACCGGACUUCGGGACCUCGGGGAGAACAAUCAAGUUACAGGCCAACUUCUUUGAAAUGGACAUUCCGAAAAUCGACAUCUAUCACUACGAGUUGGAUAUCAAGCCAGAGAAAUGCCCGCGGAGAGUGAACAGGGAAAUAGUGGAGCACAUGGUCCAGCACUUUAAAACUCAGAUCUUCGGGGAUCGGAAGCCAGUGUUCGACGGGAGGAAGAACCUCUACACAGCGAUGCCCCUUCCGAUCGGGCGGGAGAAGGUGGAGCUGGAGGUCACGCUGCCGGGCGAAGGGAAGGACCGCAUCUUCAAGGUGUCCAUCAAGUGGGUGUCCUGCGUGAGCUUGCAGGCGUUACACGAUGCACUUUCGGGGCGGCUGCCCAGCGUCCCCUUCGAGACGAUCCAGGCCCUCGACGUGGUCAUGAGGCACCUGCCGUCCAUGAGGUACACGCCCGUGGGCCGCUCCUUCUUCACGGCCUCCGAGGGCUGCUCCAACCCCCUGGGCGGCGGCCGGGAAGUGUGGUUCGGCUUCCAUCAGUCCGUCCGCCCUUCUCUUUGGAAAAUGAUGCUAAAUAUUGAUGUCUCGGCAACAGCGUUCUAUAAGGCACAGCCAGUCAUCGAGUUUGUUUGUGAAGUUUUGGAUUUUAAAAGUAUUGAAGAACAACAGAAACCUCUGACAGAUUCCCAAAGGGUCAAGUUUACCAAAGAAAUCAAAGGUCUGAAGGUGGAGAUCACACACUGUGGGCAGAUGAAGAGGAAGUACCGCGUCUGCAACGUGACCCGGCGGCCGGCCAGCAACCAAACGUUCCCGCUGCAGCAGGAGAGCGGGCAGACGGUGGAGUGCACGGUGGCCCAGUACUUCAAGGACCGGCACAAGCUGGUGCUGCGCUACCCCCACCUCCCAUGUUUACAAGUCGGGCAGGAGCAGAAACACACCUACCUUCCUCUCGAGGUCUGUAACAUCGUGGCAGGACAGAGAUGUAUAAAGAAGUUGACUGACAAUCAGACCUCAACCAUGAUCAGAGCGACGGCCAGGUCGGCGCCCGAUCGGCAAGAGGAGAUUAGCAAGCUGAUGAGAAGUGCGAGUUUCAACACCGACCCCUACGUCCGGGAAUUUGGAAUCAUGGUCAAAGAUGAGAUGACUGACGUGACCGGCCGGGUCCUGCAGCCGCCCUCCAUCCUCUACGGGGGCCGGAAUAAAGCGAUUGCCACGCCUGUGCAGGGCGUCUGGGACAUGAGGAACAAGCAGUUCCACACGGGCAUUGAGAUCAAGGUGUGGGCCAUCGCCUGCUUCGCACCCCAGCGCCAGUGCACCGAGGUCCACCUCAAGUCCUUCACGGAGCAGCUCAGAAAGAUCUCCCGGGACGCGGGGAUGCCGAUCCAGGGCCAGCCGUGCUUCUGCAAGUACGCCCAGGGCGCCGACAGCGUGGAGCCGAUGUUCCGGCACCUGAAGAACACGUACACGGGCCUGCAGCUGGUGGUGGUCAUCCUGCCGGGCAAGACCCCCGUCUACGCCGAGGUGAAGCGUGUGGGGGACACGGUGCUGGGGAUGGCCACCCAGUGCGUGCAGAUGAAGAAUGUGCAGCGGACCACGCCGCAGACGCUGUCCAACCUCUGCCUGAAGAUCAACGUCAAGCUGGGGGGCGUGAACAACAUCCUGCUGCCUCAGGGCAGGCCGCCCGUGUUCCAGCAGCCGGUCAUCUUCCUGGGGGCCGAUGUCACGCACCCCCCCGCGGGGGACGGGAAGAAGCCUUCCAUCGCUGCCGUCGUGGGCAGCAUGGACGCCCACCCCAACCGCUACUGCGCCACCGUGCGGGUGCAGCAGCACCGCCAGGAGAUCAUCCAGGACCUGGCGGCCAUGGUGCGCGAGCUGCUCAUCCAGUUCUACAAGUCCACGCGCUUCAAGCCCACGCGCAUCAUCUUCUACCGCGACGGCGUGUCCGAGGGGCAGUUCCAGCAGGUCCUGCACCACGAGCUGCUGGCCAUCCGCGAGGCCUGCAUCAAGCUGGAGAAGGACUACCAGCCGGGCAUCACGUUCAUCGUGGUGCAGAAGCGGCACCACACGCGGCUCUUCUGCACGGACAAGAACGAGCGGGUCGGGAAGAGCGGCAACAUUCCAGCAGGCACCACCGUGGACACGAAGAUCACCCACCCGACCGAGUUCGACUUCUACCUGUGCAGCCACGCUGGCAUCCAGGGAACAAGCAGGCCCUCCCACUACCACGUGCUUUGGGAUGACAAUCGUUUCUCUUCCGACGAGCUGCAGAUCCUCACCUACCAGCUGUGUCACACCUACGUGCGCUGCACGCGCUCGGUGUCCAUCCCAGCGCCAGCAUACUACGCUCACCUGGUGGCCUUCCGCGCCAGGUACCACCUGGUGGAUAAAGAACAUGACAGUGCUGAAGGAAGCCAUACCUCCGGGCAAAGUAACGGGCGGGACCACCAGGCACUGGCCAAGGCGGUCCAGGUCCACCAGGACACGCUGCGCACCAUGUACUUUGCUUGACAUGUUGUGUUUACGAUUGUGUGCCGAGUCGGAUUCACACGAGACCAGCGACACUCAGACCAACGGACGCCAGCCCCGUGGCAGCCAGCACUGGACACCACACGUCGUGGACUCAGCCGAGGCUCCUUUCCCAGAAUGCCUUCCGUCCGGAUUUCACACUCGUUCUGAGCUGCAGACCUGUAUGAGACCCCACUGUCGCAGGAGAGAUGGUUUGCCAAAAUCUAUCCGCUGCUUAUUAAUAGUCCCGUAUUUCCUAAAAACAUCUCCUAAAAGCAGUCUAUGAACUCAGGGCUUUAAAACAUUUUUAAUUUAUUUGGUCAUUCGAUUUACUUGUUUUUAACACGUGAUUCUGUAUGGAAUUGAUGGGCUCAAACUAGCUGUGAGCGUUCUCUGAGGGUGAAAGCAACGCAAACACUAUUGUGGUUUUAAAGCCUUGACCAUUCUGACGUUGUCACUCACGUGUGUCCCACGCGACACUCGUGUGCCCUGACGUGGCUCCGCAAGCUCUUAGGGACCCGCGGUGGGCGCCCCACCUGCGGGGGAAAGGGGCUGGGACGCCAGAGACCACGCCCACUCAACAUUUCUAGGUCCAGAGAGAUUGGCAGCCAAGUGCCAUUUUAAUAAAAAUUUAUUAAAAAAACAAAAAAAAAAGAAAAAAGAUGGUAUGCCGACAGUCUAAUGGUGAGAUUGGUCCUCUAGGACUGUGACAUUUAUUUUCCAAAGUUUCUAAAGAAUACGGGUCUGUGGUGAUGAUACAGUACAAUCCUUUCACUGUAUGUCUUUAAUGUAGAGAAUAUAUAUAUCUGGUUGCAGUAUUAAUGUGAGCGCUCGGCGCUGUCUCAGUUCCUGGCACGGGAACUUCUUGUGCUUGGUGUCGGGGCCGCGAGGCCGCCGCCCCGUGGGUCUCAGCUUCGGCGCAGAGUGCACGGCGGACUCACUGACAGCGACCGCCCGUGUAGACUGUCGCCUGUACCUUCGGGGCCGGUGCGCUCACAGCAUUCACUCGCGCCCGCCCUGCCUCCUCGCCGGGGUGGCCCAGCCGAUGAAGCACAAGUGGAAUGUACGGAUCUUUCCGCCCCUGGGAGGCACGUCCGUGUGCUGGGUGUCAUGGAUCUGUGUGCGGAGACCCACAGAAAGCCGUCGGCGGGGCUCUGCCGGGCGCCUUGUCCCCGGAGGGCGGCUGACAUGACAACCACCAGCGUGAGGGCCAGACCCUGCCGCGGCGAUCUGCCUUCUGGGCCCUGGCAUGGGGUUGCCACCCCAGAAACCAUUGCACUAAGAGGGAUGCCACGACAGCUGGAAGGGUGACAGCCGACGGCUCUGUGCCACGUGGGCUCCGUCCCGGCAGCAGUUCCAUCGAGGGUCCGGUCCACGUCCAUUGUAGAGACUCGAGGAAGGAGACAGCCUUCCCGUGCUGCUUUGUGCUGUUUCCUGUCCCUGCUGACACUUACCUCUGGCGCCGUGGUGGCGGGGGUCCCGACGGGGCUGCCUCCGCUGGAGUGGGCGCCCACUGUCUCCUGUCAGUGCUCCGAGGGCCGGGGGACAGGGAGUGCGAGGGGCUGUCGUGGACACUCGGCCCGGAUUUUGGCGGCAGUGACAAGGGUGGACAUGGUUUGUGCAGCUGUCUACGCUGAGUGGUGCGUGCGUGUACGUGUGUGCAUGUGGUGUCUCAUCGGUGGCAUACGUCUCUUCUUGCUGUAUCUCGUCUGUUUCAACGACAGAAGCCUUUGCUCUGAGAAACGUCGCAGCUCCCUGUCCUUCUGUUGGCAAGUGGCACUUUCUCCUGCUCCGGACACCGCCCGCUCCUGGCGCAUCCUGGCUUCCUGCCCAGGAGGGACCUUCACUCACAUGCUGUCAAGUUAGGUCGGUUUCCAGCCACUUUUAGGAUCAUCGAACCCUGUUUGCUUCAAAGGCAUGUUUGUCACAUGUGCGACAGGAUCGCGGUCCGGGCGGCGUGGUGCCCGGAGGAAGGGCAGGCUCCCGGCCUCGCUGCGGCCUCCGGGCCCGGGGCUGCCUGACAUCUGGGACCCCGUCUAGAGCCUGUGGAGGGGGCCCCUGGCCAUGAAGCUCUAAGCUAAAACCUGGCAGAAAGUUACACCUAAAUUCUUUACAAAUUAUUUCGAGGCACCAUUUGCUUUUCAGUGGCCACAGCACUUUCUGUAGCCUGUGCUUGUUUCAUAAACGCUCCACGCUAAACCAUCAGCAGCCGCCCGGCCAUCCUGACUGCUCACCCCCACCUGGGGCCACCUCAGGCUCAGGCCGAGGAGGGCACCCCCAUUGGCUGUCUGCGCCCCACCCCACUGUUAGUAAGGUGUGCCUUGCUUGAAGCAAACUGAAUGUGAAAUGAAAUGAUGGUGUAGAAAUCGGGAUUCGUAUCAAAGAAAAACGGGCAUUUAUCUCGCCUCUUUAAAAGAGCUCUCCAGUUAGAUUCUUCUGUUGGUGCCCUUCGUAGCUGCUUGAAAAUAUCCUCUGAGGAAGAUCAGCGCAGCCCAUCCCCUCACUUCUGUCUGUCGCAUUCGACAAGCCCCCCCCCAACUCCCCGCAGAGCCAUCAAAGUCGCCAUUUUGCAGAAGAGCCCUUUGUGCCGCGUGUGCAGGUGGCCGGGCUCGGUGAUUCGGUGAGGCUGGGGAGCCUCUGCUUUUAGAAGGGGCGGCUCUGUCUCCGUUUGGGCCGGGUGUCCUGUCUGAGGGGCCCUCACGCGGACACUGACUCGCUGGCUGCUGCACGCAAGGGCCCAGCUUUUCUUGUCCCAGAUCGCGUUGCUUCUUGGGGUGGCCCUCACGCUCCCCGAGUGAAUGUGUGCGCCCUGGACCCACAGCGGAGCCCUGGCCACGGCCCCGGGAGGGAGCUGUUGGCCUGGUUCCGCUCCGUUCCUGCGGCGGGGGCGGGGGCGGGGGCGGGGGCGCUGAUGCGUGUUGUGUGUUGUUUACUGUUGCUCAGUGCCCAUGUUGCUGUUCCUUUUGCCUUUCUGCUCUGGUUUGGUUUGGCCCGUGUGGGCAUCCUGGUGCACGUGGCACCUGAUUUGUAAGCUAGAAGUCACCUUCCCAGCUUGUACGAGUCGCCUAACGUUUACCUGCAGCUUUGCCGGCUGAUUUAUUUUUGAAAGCCACAAAUGUAAGUUUUCUGGAUGAAUUGUUUCUUACAUGUGCAGCAAUGUAAUGUUACACUGAUCUGCGGGGAGAUUUAAAUUUUCUUUUUGCAAGGCAGUUUUUCAAUCAAAUUAUAUAUUUGAUACAAUAUGUGAAGGGCGGACCAGCCAAGCGCCCUGCGGGUGGGACCCCAGCUGUCCCCAAGGGCCUGUGGCCGGGACGGCUUGUCCGCCCUGAGUCCUGGAGGUGCUGGGCUUGUUCUGGGGGGCUGUUAAGAUCUGGGGUCCUGGGCGGGACUUUGAGUGGAUGGACAGUUAAAGGAUUUUCAUGGGCAUUUCCCUACACACUAAGGUGGCUCCAGUCGGAGGAACUUUAGAAGCUGGCGUGACCCCAACCGUGGACAAUCCCAGUGGCCCGGACAAGCCAUAGACACUCCCUGUGACCUCUCUCGGACUCAUCUCUCACGCUCGCGAGAAAAGGAAUGUACAUUAGAGAACUGUCCUCAGUGUUCGUGCGCCUCACUUUCAGAAUGCAACUCUCUUAUUUAUAUUUUAACCCGUCCCCCAAGCUGUCCUCUCGGCUCUGCAGCCUGGCCACGGGCUGUUCUCGUCUCACACACUCUUUUUUGUAAGGAAAAUUUCAACUCAAAAUAAUUGCACUGAUUUUGACAACCUCCUUUUGUAAUUAUGUCCGACCCGCAUCGCCGUUCUCGUCUGGCUGACUGUAAGUAGGAGCCGUGCUUGGCCCUGUGACCGCCCGGUGCCGGGUUCUGGGUGAGAGUGGCGGCUCCUCCUUCGCCGGUGCCGGUGGCCGUGCGUGAAGGGCAGCGUCGCCCUUGCCUCGUUCCCCGAGGAGCCUGCGGCCUGGGGAAGGGGCGUGUGCUCGCGGAGGUCCGCAGGCGUCGCCUAAGAGGGUUCAUUGCACGUCCGUGGGUGCUUCUGUGGCUUGUUGGGUUCCUGGUCGUUUGCCGUGACCCCGGGAGCACUUGGCCAAGUGGAGAGCAGGCGUCUGUGUGUCCGGCGAGAGUGACGCCUCCGGGCUUCUCUCUGGUCGGCCGUCCUGUGAAGCCACAAGGUCACUGUUGUGUCGAAACCGUCAUAGCUGUGGAGGCCGCGACCCCGCGCUGUCCUGCCGCCUGCGGCGUCUGCCGGGGGAGUCGUGUCUGCUCGCACGCCCCUCCCGGGUGUGAUUCUGUGUGUGGUCAGGCCGCCCAGCCGGUUACCUGGGCGUGAUGGCACCGCGGGGCCCUCGCCUCGUGCUUUCUGGGUACGUUUUGCCAUGUGACUGUCCCCAGUGAAUGUAUUGGCGUAGCCAACUCACUACAGAAGGUGGUUUCUAAAUACCUUUUCGUUUUCAAAAAAGCAAAUGCAGAUAAAGGCUACCUCUAAUUCUCUGAAGGUUCAUGUUUGCUCCUAGCCUCGCUGUCCACACUGAAAAUAGCCAAACGUCUCCCGAGUAACUGAGUGUGAGCACCUCUGUUCAGUGCUGGCCGCGUGGCUGCGUGGCCGCGUGGCGGGCCGGCCCGCUCCGAGGAAGGACGCACAUCCUGCUUUACCCACCCCACCCCCGCGGCUGGAAAGGCGCCCCCUGCUCCCGCCUCCUCCCUCCUCCUCCUCCUCACCGCCUCUGUGAACUCACCAAGGGCUGGGACCCCGCUUCCCGUCAAUCCCACAGUUGAAGUGGCCGCGUGGUGUGAGCGGCGCAGGCACACCGACUGACCUUUGACCCUGAGCCUGGUGUUCCCACCUCUCCCUACGGUAAACCGACCUGAGGUUGAGCGGGUUGUUCUGUUCGAGUCCCAGGCCCGGUGUUUGGAAGGAAGGCGCCUGCGGUGCCGGGAAGUGGACCCUCCCAACGCCCUGGGUCGUCGCAGGGUCGUCGCAGGAAGCCCGCUCUGGGCGGCGCGGUCAGGACUGAGUGCCCUCGCGGCCGCGGGCCAGGUGCCUCUGCCUCCUCGGUCUUUCCUCGGGGUCCCUUGAGCUCUCGCGUCUGAAGGGCCAGGCGGCGGCGUUGGCUGGCGUGGAGGGCGCCCGGACCUCGGACAGAGGCUCCGGUGCGUCCGAGUCUUGGUGCCUGGCCUGUUCCGUGGCUGCUUCACGCCUGAGCGAGCUGAGUGUCCUUCGGUCUUCCUCAGGGCGAUCGCCUGUCCGCUCGAGACGCGUGGGGUGCCCGCAGAGGGGCUGGCUGCUGGGUGAGUCUUGUUUUCAGCCGGGACCCAACACAGGUGUUUGGGCGACCCUGCACGGCAGCACCUGCUCGAUCGGUCAUGGGGACUGACAGCUGGGAUCUGCCCAUCGGCCUUUUGUGCCCGGGUCUCCAGAAUCAGAAGACCCCCCACCCCACCCCACCCCCGUGUGCGUUCCUGCAAGUGGUUGACAGCGAGAGAACAAAGACCACUGGUGCUUCUGUUAACACUUUCUCUCUACCUGGGGAUGUGAGAGUAUUAGAUGUGUGAGAUCCGGGGGUGCCCUGGGUGGUGGGCCAGGGGUGCAGGCCGCAUGUCACCCCACCUUCCCCGGGUGUAGGGGUGCAUCAGCACUGUGCCCCGCCCCUUGGAGCUGAGCGAUGCAGAGCUAGAGCUGAAACACCUGUCACUGACUCUUCCCUCGGGACCCCAGCUCCUUCUGAAUCUUCGUGGUCCUUCCCACCGCGAUCGGACCCCAUGAAGAGCCCACAGCCCGGACCUGGGAGCACUGCUUGCCCAUGUGGGGGACCUGAGGCUCCUGGGACUCUGGAGGUUGUGGGAACACCCUCAUGGGAGGGGCAGGCCCUGGGAGACCCCGUCUCAGCCUCGUGCCUUCAAAGCCUGGGCCUCGGUGGCCUCGGGACCCAUCCGGGCUGCCUUCCCAUUGGGCAGUAAGCCUGCGCCGUCCCCACGUCAGUCAUCCGUCGCCUCCUGCCUUUGACGCUACUUCAGCUCUGACUCUGUAAAAGGUGAUGCCGUGCGUGUUGUCUCGUGUCAGAAAACAUGAGGUGGCGGUCCCGUGGCUCCUCCUGCGGCCGUGGCCGUGGCCGUAGCAGAGCCAGGUGGGGUUGUUCAGUCGCUCCCGAGUGGUUAGUCUAAUGGAGCUGCGGUGCCAUCGGCCUCGCCUCACCUCAGAAGGCCUGCAGCGCUCUCCCAGACGCUCAGUGUGGGUGUCACCUCGGCCGCCCGUGCGCGAGGACUCCAGGAUGGACAAACCUGAAGCCAAGUGCAGCUCUCGCUCUCUCGCUGGGUGGUGAGCGCUUCCCUUGGCUGAUGGUCUGAUUACCCGCCGUUCUGUGUCAGGGAUGAUGUGAUUGGUCUUAAGUGGGGGCGGUGGUCAAUGUUCUUUAUUUACAAAUGUAUAGAAAGCCCGUCCAUCGUCCCCCCCCCCCCCCCCCGCCCUCCGCCCUCAGCAGGCGACGGGCAACACCGUCCCAGUUUGGGGUCCUCUUCAAAGCCACAUCCCCUGACGAAGGCGCUGAGUCGGCCCCGGCGCCCUGAGCGUGAUGGGGUUUAAGUCGCUGCUGAGGGUGUGAGCUCAUGUGUUGUUACUGUAGAGACAACUGCGGUUUUACGUUUUAAGCCGUUUUCAGAGAAUAAUUGUAAGGUUCUGUGCAGCGAAGUGGCUAAUUCCUCAUCAAAUAUAAGAAAAGAAUGUAGCGUCUAAAUCCAGAAUUUUCUUACCUCUGGGACACUUCCAGUUACUCACCUAAUAUGUAUGGAGGGGUUUGGACCCUGAGUUUUAUCAACUUUUCUAGUUUUAUUUUAUUUUUAUAAAAUAAUUGAAAAAGAACCAAAAAUGAAUUCUAAAGCUCCCUAGGUAGGUCUUGCCCUUUCUUGACUCCCCGGCAACAAAACGCUGUAGGAGACAUUUUGAAUCAAAAUGUAUUUCGACAUUCAAGUUUACUCGCCCCACAAAGCCCAGCAGCUGCCAGGGCCCCGCCGUGGUGCUGGUCCGUCCGCCGCUCGCUCCUCCCUCGCCGCCCCGGCCGUGUGCUGUGUGUCAAGCGGCGGUUCCCGUGCCAACGAGUGUUUCUGCCCGCUGGCCUCCGCGUGGCUUCUCGAGAGCUCGCUGUGUGAAUCGUAAACUUCGCGGUGGAACCGCAGGACCCGCUGCGCGCGCCUCUGCGGCCCCCAUCCUUGUCCUCGGCUCCCUGCCGUGGUGUGUCCGGAGGCUGUCCAGCGCGCUUGAGGCCGGGAGGGGGCCCCUUUAAAUUAAGCCUUAAUCCGAUGUCCCGUCCGUAAGUUUCAGAGUGUGCAGAAACCUUAGGCAGAGUGAGUGUCAACCGGCCAGAUCAGGGUGCCGCCUCGUAAUUCAGCUUGUCUUUUCUCCAGUUACAAAGGGAAACUUGCAGUGAUGCGCCUCUCUCUUUCUCCCUCUCUUCCCUCUCUCUUCCCCCUCUCCGUCUCUCUCUCUCUCUCUCUCUCCUUCUCCUGGCUGUUGCCAUCGCUCAAUGAAGAACAGACCAUUGUGCGUCUCUGUGGCAGUCAGUCGAAAAGGCCUGUUCUGAAGCCUUGAGACUUUCCCGGGGUUAUUUUAACGUCUGAAUUCCCCCCUCCAACCUGAGAUGGACUCAUGGCUGAUGGAGAGUAUGAUUUGGGCACGAAUCUUACUUGCUCACGUUCCAAGCUUUCUUCAGGUAGUGCCACCUGCCAUCGCUUCUGCCUGUGACUCAAUGGAUUUUUGUUUUUGUAAAAGCAUCUUAAAUUUAGACAUAACAUGGAGGGGACCCAGCUUUCUCUACAAUGUGGACCUACCUCACUACAAGUUGGGUGCUAUUUACUAAGCCUGUCAAAUUAAAUUGGAAAAGGUAACCAAACGUGAGCUGUCAACUCCACAUGAAGCUUGAAAUCACAGUUUCCGUUUAUUUAAUAAUAUUUUUAUUUAUUUUGUGCCUUUUGUGUUGAAUCCUCAUGGGUUGGAAACAAGAUCCGUGUGAAAUUAAGUCCCUGUACUCCAGGUGGGAGAGAAGCCCGCUGGCCUUGGCCUGCGAUAGACACUCAGCCGACCACUCACAUACAUUGAAUCCCAACUGCCUUCUUGUGAAAAAAGAGAAAAAUUAUGUCCAAGAGAAAAUUUAACAUUUUACGAACAAAUCCCAAACUCUUCUCUGCACGUACUUAUAGCUGUCACUUCGUUCUCUGUGCCAGCCAAGGCGGCUAGAGCAGCCCCUGCGUGCCCUGGCCGUUGCUUUUUCGCCGUCUGGCCCUUCUCCCUCUGCUUGUGAGUUGAUUUCCUGAGCAGCAAUGGAUUGUGUCGAUCUCAUCUCUCCGCACCUGCAGACGUGUUGCUGGGGGCAGAGGUGUUGCUGAUGGGGGCGGGGGGGGGGGGAGGGGGGGCUUCAGCAGCCGCAGCCCAGGGUCCCAGGGAGGAGAGCUUCCUGGCAGGUGAGGAAUCAGAGGGGAUGGGCCACUUUCCACGCUUUUAUAUUGGGCAGUUUACAAUCUAGACUUUUCCUACUAUGGCGAUCUUUUUUAACGUAAUCCUUUGGAGGUAACGCAAUAUUUUGGAGUCUUAAGAAUUUGAUUUUAUACCAAUAAGACAUAAAAAUUCAGGGGAAUCUUUCCUGUAGUAGAUAGUUUUACUAUUUUAAAGAGAUCUCUGAAUUUUGCAAGAGAACCAACAUUCCUUAGUGGCAAAACUCUGAAAGUUGAUGGAUUUGGGCGGCUUUCUGCUGCAGGAUCUCAAAAACGGGGCAAUUCUGAGUCAAUGUCUCUCGUGUGAACCUCCUGUCUGGCCGCUCCGCGGGCUGUUCUGUGGAGCGAGUCACCCUUUAUGCUGCAUGUAAGGAUGGGCCCUGUUGCACUUUCUCAAUAAUAAUAGAUGCCCCGCGAUUGGCUGGCCAGGAAGUGUUGUUUUACUAGCAGGAGUCCCGGGGGCAGGUGGUGGAUUCAUAUCGGUACCUCAAGAAAAAGAACCUGAAUGUGCUGCAUUUUGUUUAUUUAGCUUUUAGUGUAGCAUUUUGUUUUGCUCCUAUUGUUUUGUUUAGAUUGAUGCUUUUCGGACCCCAAGAGACUGUUGAAAGAAGCCUCAGAUUUACCCUUGUAGGGAUACCGUGGCUUUUUCCCCCCUUUUUUAACUUCACCAUCGGUUCAAAGGUUGCCCACAAGCAGAAUCAUACUUUACCCGACACACCCAAGAGGGUGUCGGCGGGCAGUGGCGUUCCCAGUCCUUCCCGUUCACGCUGCGUCCUGGAUUCGGUCUCCGUGCCGCGCAGAGGUUGGGUCACUCGUUGCUAAGGUCAGACUUAACCAUCGUGGCAUCUCACACGUUUUCAACACAGACCUCACACGGUCGCCACUGAGUGAGUAGCGUGACCCUAGAGGUGCUGCUGGCCCCGGGCAGCGGCCCAGCGGCCCCUCUGGAAAGCCAGGCUCUGCAUCUCCGCUCCCCUGCUCUCACCCUAAACCAAACGGGUGGGGUGUGGUCUUGAUGGACAAAGGCUAAACUGGUGAAGAAAGCUCCAGGCUGAGAGGCUGAGCACCUAUGGCCGUGUCUAAGCUUAGCUGGGUCCUUUCAAGUUUGUUUUACAGCUUCCUAGGUUAAAGUAGUUUGCACUAUUUUUGCAAUAAAUUCAUGGAAACCCUAACAGUUAUUUGUUUUGUUUCUUACUGUGUGUAUAUAAACUAAUACUAAAAAUUUGGCAUAGUGUUUUUUCACCUCCUUACAUAACCCUUAACAUGCACAGAAUGCUGUAAAUGUGAAUGAUAUUUUAUAAAGUUAUUUUGUAUUGUGUCAAUUUUGUUUUGCCUCAUAGUAUGUCAGCAAAAAAUCAAAUAAAAUUCCUUGUAUUUACA
Myotis daubentonii (Daubenton's bat) is the source of this 12607-nucleotide messenger RNA. It is a transcript of the gene AGO2, whose product is annotated as argonaute RISC catalytic component 2. Gene Ontology annotation, biological process: regulatory ncRNA-mediated gene silencing; regulation of DNA-templated transcription. Gene Ontology annotation, molecular function: endoribonuclease activity, cleaving siRNA-paired mRNA; RNA binding; protein binding. Gene Ontology annotation, cellular component: RISC complex. NCBI's taxonomy places the organism in Eukaryota, Metazoa, Chordata, Mammalia, Chiroptera, Vespertilionidae. The record is from RefSeq and is a predicted model, not a curated record.